This is a messenger RNA of Aspergillus chevalieri, 531 nucleotides long. RefSeq lists its product as uncharacterized. Gene Ontology annotation, cellular component: mitochondrion. NCBI's taxonomy places the organism in Eukaryota, Fungi, Ascomycota, Eurotiomycetes, Eurotiales, Aspergillaceae. The coding region runs from base 1 to 531 and encodes 176 amino acids. The transcript is spliced from 5 exons. The record is from RefSeq and is a predicted model, not a curated record.
AUGGAGGCCUGUGCGGACAGAAGGCUUCCUGAGCUUCAUAGGGAUGGGUCAGACAAAGAAAUUCCUAAGGAGGAGCUAUUUUGCUACACCAAGCACAGGUUUCUACUUGCGGAACAUUAUGUGAAAUUCAACCUGCAGGAACUCCUAACGAUUGCUGUCAGUAUCUCCGAAGGUGCAACGAAUUGUACCAGAGUCACAAAGACUGUUGAUGGCUGUUCCAACAAGGCUUUUGUCUUAAUCAUGCACAACGGCUCUGAAGUCUGGGCAAAAGCACCCAAUCCCCACGCUGGACUUGCUCGCUACACCAUGGCUUCCGAGGUCGCUACGUGUGAUAUCAUCUGUACUUUGUUAAAGAUUCCCGUUCCUCGAGUCCUCGCAUUGUCAUCUGUCCCGAACAAUCCUGUCGAAGCCGAGUAUAUCGUCGAAGAGAAGGCAUACGGCACCAGGCUGGAUAUCUCGUUCCCAGAAGCUGGGUUUGGUUCAGCAAGUUGUCGAUAUGGAGAACAGACUCAUCAGCAUAACCUUCAAUAG